AUGGGGAACGGGUGGUCGUACGACCGGAGCCUCUACGCUGAGACGGUGGCGUCCGAGUUCCACUGGGUGUGCGAUGAGGAGUGGAGGAUCACCCUGACCUUCACCCUGGUGGCCACGGCGGCCAUGCUCGGCUCCCUCGUCCUCAGCUACCUGGCCGACAGGUUCGGUCGACGCCCCAUAUUCUACGGAUCGGCGACGCUGUACCUCGUUUUUGGCACUGGCUUCCUCUACGCAAGAGACCACCGGCUCUUCUACGUCCUCAUAUUCCUCAUGAGCAUCGCCUUCCCUUCCUGUUUCCAAAUCGCCUACAUCAUGUGGACUAUCAGAGACUAUCGGCUCAAUCCUCUUGAAUGGUUCAACGGAGACGAAUUCCGGAGGUUUCGUCUUUCAAACCGUGGCCGACUCGAUUCGGACAAUGGAGCAGCAGCUGGCACAAUAUUCAUUCUCUUUCCAAGUGCAACCACACCGCUUUUAAACGUGUUUAAGUCGGGGAUAAACGUGUUCAUGGAAACUCGUCUGGAGCAGGCGGGUCCCGAGCACCGGAUGGUAGUAGACUUCGGGAUGAACAUCGUCUACGUCUUGGGGGUGUGCCUACAGGUGUUCUUGGCUUGGAUCACGCGAGGUCACUGGGUCUACUUUGGCCUUGCCACCACCCUCCCCGUCGCUGCCUUCUAUGGCUACUUCAGGGUCAUACCGGAGAGUGCGCGGUGGCUGUCGAGCCGCGGAAGGUAUCGGGAGGCAGCGGAGAUCCUGAGGCGACUCGCCAAGGUGAACGGGAGGGCCUGCCCCGAGGACGUGGAAGACAGGCUCCGACUGGUCGAUCGGGACCAGGAGCCCAGCUAUGGCUUUGUCUCACUUUUCGUCCCUCCUAGGACCCGGCGACGUAUCGUAAUUAUCGUCUACAUGUGGUAA
Molecule: messenger RNA, 912 nt
Organism: Darwinula stevensoni
Lineage: Eukaryota; Metazoa; Arthropoda; Ostracoda; Podocopida; Darwinulidae
Source: the annotation of a GenBank genome assembly